Zootoca vivipara (common lizard) is the source of this 1310-nucleotide messenger RNA. RefSeq names its product apolipoprotein A1 (gene APOA1). The record is from RefSeq and is a predicted model, not a curated record. NCBI's taxonomy places the organism in Eukaryota, Metazoa, Chordata, Lepidosauria, Squamata, Lacertidae. Gene Ontology annotation, biological process: cholesterol metabolic process; acylglycerol homeostasis; phospholipid efflux. Gene Ontology annotation, molecular function: phosphatidylcholine-sterol O-acyltransferase activator activity; cholesterol transfer activity; phospholipid binding. Gene Ontology annotation, cellular component: low-density lipoprotein particle; extracellular region; high-density lipoprotein particle.
AAUUCCCCAUUUACAGCUUUGACUUAUCUCCGGCAAUAAACAACCACCUCUGUUAUAAAUAGCCACUGCCGAGGAGGAUCGGCCACACGAAGCAGCAGAAGCAGCAGACGCUGAAAGGACUGUCUCCAGGUUGGAACGCAUUGCAAGAUGAGAGCCAUCACAGUGACCCUGGCCCUGGUGUUCCUCACAGGAACCCAGGCCCGCCACUUCUGGCAGCAAGAUGAGCCCCAACAAACCCCCCUGGAGCGCGUGCACGACGCUCUCACCGUUUACAUAGAAACCAUCAGGGCUGGUGUCCGCGAAGCCAUCACUCAGGUGGAUAACUCUGCCUGGGGCAAGGAAAUGGACCUAAGCCUGGUUCCGAAAUUGGACAAGGUGCACCAGUUUUUAGCUGAGUUGCACAAAGAAAUAGCUCCCGAGAUGGAAGAACUAAAGCAAGAGCUGAAAGCAGACUGGGAGAAGGGGAUCGAGGAGCUGAAGAAGCACUUGGAAAGCGUGAAUGCCAAUAUCCAACCCUACUUUGAUGAAUUCAGCAAGAAGCUCCACGAGGAACUAGAGGCUAUCCGGGCCAAGGCAGAGCCCAUCGGGCAGGAGGUGCGGGAGAUUGCCCGCCAGAACCUGGAGACAAUUCAGGAGAAGGUGAGGCCAGUGGCCGAGGAAGCGCGGGACAAGCUGCGGGACCACGUGGACGAGCUUCGUGCGAAAGUGGCCCCCCAUGCCGAAGAGAUGCGCCAGAGGCUGAGCCAGAAGCUGCAGGAGAUCCGGGAGCAGGGCGCCCCCAAGUUGAGAGAGUUUCAGGCCGACGCCCAGAAGCACUUCACUGCCCUCCGGGAGAAAAUCGGACCCAUGGUGGAGAAAGUGCGUGAGCAACUGCCCGCUAGCGUGGAAGGCUUCAAGACCUAUGUGGAGGGCCUCAUCGCCACUGUGCAAAAGGCCGUGGAGGACGAGGUGAAGAAGGGGCAGGAACAGCAAGCUGCCUAGAGAGAAGCAUGGCAGCCCCCCCCCUCCUUCCAGGAUCCUGCCUGGACCUUUGGGCCUCCCUCUUCCCUCUAAUCAGGGUUCCCCUGAAUAAGCACUGCCUCCCCAGUUUGGUAUUUAUCGCUGACCUUUCCCACCCCACAUUUUGGCACCACAACCCUGGGUGGGUUAUGGGGGGUGGGCAGGGAAAGGAGGGGUUGCAACUCCUCCCCACGCCCUUUAAACUCCAGCUGGAAGACCUCAGGCUGGAGUGGAAGAAAACCUAGCUUCUCUCCCCCUCUUCUCCCUGCCUCCAUCCCCACCUGCUCAGUCCAGUGCCUGUCUUCUCUUUU